Molecule: messenger RNA, 1143 nt
Organism: Adineta steineri
Lineage: Eukaryota; Metazoa; Rotifera; Eurotatoria; Adinetida; Adinetidae
Source: the annotation of a GenBank genome assembly
AUGCAAGAAAAUAAUAGUAGCAUUAAUGGUGGCGAGAUUGUAAUUGCUAAAUUCAACUAUAAUUCACAAGAAAGUCAUGAAUUAACGAUUGUCAAAAAUGAACGUCUUGUAUUACUUGAUGAUACAUGCCUGUGGUGGAAAGUAAAACGUGUUGAUUCGGAUGAUACAGGAUACAUUCCAUCAAAUUUUGCUCGACGUGAAAAACGUUCUUUACUUGAUAAGAUUAUAUCAAAACGUAUUGGAAAAAAACAAAUUCUAACCAAUGUAUAUAAUAAUGAACGUAUUAUUUCUUCAGCACUUGUAAAAUUUCGUUAUGAUGCUGAAAGUGAAGAUGAAAUUAGUCUAAAUAAAGUACAAUAUGAAAAACAACGUGGAUGGUUUCCAUCAAAUUACCUUAUGGAAAGAACAUCCGAUAGUUUCAAUUCACUUUCUUUAUUAAAUCAAUUAAACAAUCAACAUAAUUCUCCUUCAUCCUUAUCCUUUAAUGGUCUUUCAUCAUCAAGUAGUGGUAAUUCAAAUGUUAUUGAAAAUCAAAAUCAACAACAAAUUCGUCAUAAUUCUCAUCCAUUACAUAUAACAAAAUCGAAUGAUGAUUAUGCAUUUGUUAUAAAACCAUCUAAACUUGCUCAUUCAGAUGGAAGACUUGAUACAUGUAAUAAUAAUAAUAAUACUAAUACGAAUAAUUUAAAUGAUGAACAAAAAAUGAAUUCAUGCUCAGCAUUAAUACAACAAAAAAGUUCUCCAUCAUCAUCGACAAUGAUUAAUGAAAAAUUUCAAACAUUAACUUUAAAUAAUUCUCCAUAUAUGAAUGAAAUUUGGUAUUAUGGUUUAAUAAGUCGUGAUGAAGCAGAAAAAUAUUUGAAAUUAUAUGGAAAUGAACAAGGAGAUUUUCUUAUACGAGACAGUGAACGACGAAUUGGAAAUUAUUCAUUGAGUAUUCGUGAUGAUGCUGAUAUUAUUCGUCAUUUUCGUAUAGAAUUAUCUACUGAUGGUAAUCGAUAUAUAAUUGGUAAACGUUCGUUUAAAUCAUUAUAUGAACUUAUUGAACAUUAUAAAACUCAUCCGGUAUAUGAUGCUGAUCAAAAUAAUAAACUUUAUUUAAAUAAACCAUUAAUUAUAACUGAUGUUGAUCAUCAAUUAUAA